AUGAAUGUUAUCAAGCUUCAGCGCAAAUUUCCUUCUCUUUCACAAGAAGAUGUAUUUGGUUUAGUAGACAAGUUCCAGCAGAUCGACUUGGACGGUAACGGAUAUGUUGACAAACAGUCUGCUAUCAAGGCACUCACUGAUUCCGGUGAAGGUUCAUAUGAUCAAAUUCGUAAUACUUUAAAGAGUGUUAAUGUUGAUGCUAGUGGAAGAGUGGAAUUGGAUGAUUAUGUCGAAUUAGUUGCCAAGUUAAGAGAGGGCGGUAGCUCUGGAGUUGGCCAAACAUCGUCACCUCAUAGGCCAGCAGUUGGCCCAAAACCAAGUACCGAAAGCAUUGGCCGUCCCAGAGGUUUCUCUGAUGCUGCCAAGGGUAACAAGAUUGUUGUUUCAGGCUCGACUAGCGGUGUCACACAUACAAUCAACGAAGAAGAGCGUACAGAAUUCACUCGUCAUAUCAACAGCGUCUUGUUGGGCGAUGCCGACAUUGGCCAUAGAUUGCCAUUCCCCACAGACACUUUCCAAAUUUUCGACGAGUGUAAAGAUGGUCUGGUUUUGUCGAAACUGAUCAAUGAUUCAGUUCCUGACACUAUCGAUACUCGUGUUCUCAACUUGCCCAAGAAAGGCAAAUCUCUUAACAACUUCACCAUGACUGAAAAUGCAAAUAUUGUCAUCAAUUCUGCCAAGGGUAUCGGUUGUGUUGUCGUCAAUGUUCAUGCUGAAGAUAUUAUUGACGGUAAGGAGCAUUUGAUUUUGGGUCUUAUCUGGCAAAUUAUUAGACGUGGUUUACUGGGCAAGAUUGACAUCAAGUUACACCCUGAAUUAUACCGCCUCUUGGAAGACGAUGAAACUCUGGAGCAGUUCUUGAGAUUACCUCCUGAGCAAAUUCUUCUUCGUUGGGUCAAUUAUCACCUCAAAGCUGCCAACUGGCCUCGUAGAGUUACCAAUUUCAGUUCCGAUGUCAAGGAUGGUGAGAACUACACUAUUCUUUUAAAUCAAUUGGCCCCUGAUUUGUGUUCUCGUGCUCCUUUACAAACUCGUGACCUGCUACAAAGAGCUGAAGAGGUGUUAGCUAAUGCUGAUAAGCUUGAUAGCCGUAAAUAUUUGACACCUACUGCACUUGUAGCUGGUAAUCCCAAACUUAACUUAGCUUUUGUUGCACACCUAUUCAACACUCAUCCUGGUUUGGACCCAAUCACUGAAGAAGACCAUAUUGAAGUCGAGGAUUUCGAUGCUGAAGGUGAGAGAGAAGCUCGUGUAUUCACUCUCUGGUUGAACAGUUUAGAGGUUGAUCCACCUGUCAAUAGUUUAUUCGAAGAUUUGAAAGAUGGUACCAUUUUAUUGCAGGCUUACGACAAGGUCAUUCCCGGAAGCGUUAACCCAAGAUACGUCAAUAAGAGACCUGCUGAAGGUGAGAUGUCUAGAUUCAAGGCUGUUGAGAAUACAAACUAUGCUGUUGAAUUAGGUAAAGCUAACAAAUUCUCGCUCGUCGGAAUUGAGGGUGCUGAUAUCACCGAUGGCACACGCACAUUAACUCUCGGUCUUGUAUGGCAGUUGAUGCGUCGUAAUAUUGUCAAUACACUGAAGAGUCUUUCUAAGGAUGGACGCGAAUUGACUGAUUCUGAUAUUUUGAAGUGGGCUCAAGAACAGGCCCGUAAAGGUGGAAAAGCUGGUGCAAUCCGUAGUUUCAAGGACCCAAGUCUUGCAAAUGGCGUAUUUCUUUUGGACGUUCUCCAUGGUCUUAAGCCUGGAUAUGUUGACUAUGAUCUUGUUGGUGACGAUGACUAUGCCAAUGCUAAAUUGGCCAUUUCUAUUGCCCGUAAAUUGGGUGCUCUUAUCUUUAUCGUUCCCGAAGAUAUUAACGAAGUUCGCUCUCGUUUGAUUCUUACCUUUAUCGGCUCGCUAAUGGCUCUCAACUUGGCGUAA
Messenger RNA from Sugiyamaella lignohabitans, 1920 nucleotides. RefSeq names its product fimbrin (gene SAC6). Gene Ontology annotation, molecular function: actin filament binding; calcium ion binding. Lineage: Eukaryota; Fungi; Ascomycota; Dipodascomycetes; Dipodascales; Trichomonascaceae. Gene Ontology annotation, biological process: actin filament bundle assembly; actin filament network formation. The coding region runs from base 1 to 1920 and encodes 639 amino acids. Gene Ontology annotation, cellular component: cytoplasm; actin filament bundle; actin filament. The transcript is spliced from 2 exons. The record is from RefSeq and is a predicted model, not a curated record.